This is a messenger RNA of Lentinula edodes (shiitake mushroom), 1389 nucleotides long. RefSeq lists its product as uncharacterized. Gene Ontology annotation, biological process: positive regulation of transcription by RNA polymerase II. Gene Ontology annotation, cellular component: RNA polymerase II transcription regulator complex. The coding region runs from base 1 to 1389 and encodes 462 amino acids. Gene Ontology annotation, molecular function: protein dimerization activity; DNA-binding transcription factor activity. NCBI's taxonomy places the organism in Eukaryota, Fungi, Basidiomycota, Agaricomycetes, Agaricales, Omphalotaceae. The record is from RefSeq and is a predicted model, not a curated record. The transcript has 3 exons.
AUGUCCCGCCAAGUUGCGAGCAAUAGCUCUGGCCCUACGAGUCCUGGUUCUAUUGGACCGUCGUCCACAUAUGUGUUUGGAGAUGCCACAGCGACAACAAGCGAUAAUUCAGCUUUACGAAAGAUUUUGCGUUCACCUUCAAUGGAGACAGAGAAAUCACGCGCGACGGAAGGAGUAGUAACCACGGAAGAAGGGCGACGGCAGUCUGCAGCCGGAACUGAACUACAGAUGGCGGGAGUUAAGAGAAAGAUGUCAGUGGAUAAAGGUGUACCAGGCGAACUGUUGGCAGGGCCAGGAGUUAGCGGAAUUGAAGUGGAAAUGGAAGCACCACCACCAAAGCGAAGGGGCUCAGCUAUUGAUACCAGCAGAAUUGCUUCAUUGUCAUUGAAUGAACAACGGAGAAAUUCUGUAGAUUCACGAGGAAGCCAUUGGGCAUGGACAAAUGACAGGCGAGAUUCGACUUCCUCAAUUUUUUCGGCCGCCUCGGGAUAUUCACAGGCAUUUCCCGGAACGGAAUCGCCGCAGGGCCGGCCUGCAACCGGAAUUACGACUUUCGCGUGGCCUGUUAGCGCCAGUCCUCAUCCUUCAGAGUCAAUCAACAUGCAGCAUGAAGGCGAUCCCAAUGUGACCGCUUCUGCACCUCUUCACAUGAUGCCCCCGAUAAAUUUCAGCCAGGAUAGACGAAUGUCUGUGCCAAAUGUCCUUUCUGCUUCACCACCAACUUCGACAGGCCCUACGAGAGUCCUUCGUUCUCGUUCUAGACCGCCAUCGCGUCAGACUCGCGCUGAAGACGCCCAGUCAGCGUCUCCGGAAGACCCUCUUGCAGAUCCACUCGCCUCUUCGAGCUCGUCGGUCAAGGCCGCAAAAGAUUCUGGCGCGACUCCCUAUUCCCGCUCACCCGAACUUCGAGUAUCGCACAAACUUGCUGAGAGAAAGAGAAGAAAGGAAAUGAAAGACUUGUUCGAUGAGCUACGAGAUCAGCUGCCCGCAGAUAGAGGGAUGAAAGCAAGUAAGUGGGAAAUCUUGAGUAAAGCUAUCGAUUUUGUCAAUCAGUUAAAACAGAGCCAUCAGGAUAUGGCCAGAGAAAUUGAUAUGCUGCGGCACGAGUUAGAUGCAGUCAGACAGAAUGCUGGACUUCCUCCAUUUACUGGACCUCCUCCGCCACACCUCAUCUAUGCACAAGGUCCAAUACCUGCGCCGUAUCCGCUACCUCCUGGAGUCUUACCGCAUCCUCCUCCGAUCUCACAUCCAACUGCUCAACAACAACAUCCUCAGCAUCCACUUUCUCGUCCCGCCUCGUCGCAGAACAUGCUUCCUCUUGGUGAGCAGAACCCUCCUCCUUCGCAGAACGGAGAUUUGCCUCGGCCAGAAGUUCACCCUACGUCAUGA